This is a messenger RNA of Pungitius pungitius (ninespine stickleback), 2035 nucleotides long. It is a transcript of the gene morn4, whose product is annotated as MORN repeat containing 4. NCBI's taxonomy places the organism in Eukaryota, Metazoa, Chordata, Actinopteri, Perciformes, Gasterosteidae. Bases 147 to 587 code for a protein of 146 amino acids. The record is from RefSeq and is a predicted model, not a curated record. Gene Ontology annotation, biological process: response to axon injury. The transcript has 5 exons. Gene Ontology annotation, cellular component: cell projection.
CUACACUCUUGGGUUUAGAAGCUUACGAGGAUCCCCUGAAUGCGGCAUACGUUUCCCAGCCGGUGUUUUCAUAUUUCUACGCCCCUCCGCGCCUGUAGGUUGGUUUCCAUGCUUCAGAGACAACAAACGUAGCAUACAGAGGGGACAUGACUCUGACCAGAGGAUCUUUCACCUAUGCCAGUGGGGAGGAGUACCACGGCGAGUGGAAAGAAGGUCGGAGGCAUGGUGUCGGCCAGCUCAAGUUCCAGGAUGGAACCCGCUACUCCGGCCAGUUUGAGAACGGACUCUUCCAUGGCUCCGGUGUGCUGCUCUUCACGGAUGGAUCCAGGUACGAAGGAGAAUUUUUACACGGAAAGUUUCAAGGCGCAGGAGUCUUCGGUCGAUACGAUGGCAUGAAGUUUGAGGGAGAAUUCAAAGAUGGACGCGUCGAGGGAUAUGGGUUGCUGACUUUCUCGGAUGGAGCUCACGGCGUCCCGCGAAACGAAGGCUUGUUUCAAAACCACAAGCUGCAAAAGAGAGAAAAGUGUCCAGGAGUGGUGCAGCGAGCGCAGGCUUCAGCCUCCAACGCUCGCAGUCUGGCACUUUGAUUGCAAUGGACCCUGGAGGAGACACAGUCAGAGUUCCAGCACUUUCCAGAAGGGCCUCAAGGAUGUGUACUUGUAUACUUCCCUCCAACUCUUUUUUUUUUCAUCCUCGCUUAAACUUCACAGUGGUCUUGAUGCACAUGCAGUUUGAACAAUCAAUUGGCUUUCUGUUUGACUGACUUGAAAUGCACAUCCCGAUGAAGCACACCUUUAACUUCAUGUAAAGUCAUGUAAACACCAAAUGGUGCUGGGUUUCCGUGAUAAAAUGAUUGUACUCAUAAAUAGUAUCUUUUCGUAUAAUUUUCUUUAGAAUAGUUAGCCUUCAUAAAUCAAACAAGGAAAGAUGGAAGACCUCUCAGCUUUUUCUUUCUACUUUAUUGAGAUUAGUGUAGUAGUGUAUUAGUGUAUGUGUAUGAGUAUGUGUUGAAGACUUGUGCCACUAAAUUAAUCAAUUUAUCUUACAAAAAAACUGGUGGUACAUCAAGGUCCCAUGUGAUCUUUUGACCUCUUGAACUGCAAAAGUGGACCUAAACAAUGUACAUUUUAAACCUAUUCAAAAUAAUUUGCUUUACAAAUGGUGUAGGAGUAAGGAGAUGCGUUCAAGCCAUACAGUUGUGAAUGUAAACACAUUCUUAAAAUCUCACCUCUAUUAUUAUUGCUGCUGCAGAUUGUAUCUUUGCAUGUUUUAUGUCACUGGUGUUUCUCCUUUCAGGAGAUCGUUUUUCACAUUUGCCUUAAAGACAUUUUGGUACAACAGUGCAGCUCCAAGGUGUCAAUCUAAAAAUGGGAGGAUUUGUAGUUUCCUCUCUUUCCCUCCACAUCAUUUGCUCUAUGGUGUAUAUUCUCCUAAGGAAUUGAAGGACUGCAGAAACUGCCUGAAGGAUACGCUGCAAAGAUGAGCCUCAGCUCUGAACGCUCACUAGUCCAGUAACUUCUCAAUGUUGUAAAAAGAAAAUCUGAUUUAAAUGCAUUAAACUAGGGACAUUUAUCUUAACUGAGGCAGCUGAAUGAUCAUCAUUUAUAAAGAAGAUGAAUAUUUAAGAAGAUGUAAUUACUUGUUUUAUUCCGUGAGAUGUACACAUAUUCAAUGUCAUUGAGAGUGUUUGUUCUGUAGAACUUGUUGUUACUGAGCUUUUGAAGACAGUGUGGUUGAGUGUUUUUAGAAAUGUACUCCCCAUUAUCGCCGAUAACAGCUAUUCUGUGAUUACAGUGGAAUUCUUGAACAGUCUAUAGGCCUUUGCAAACCGUUGUAUACGUGGCUUGUCUAAGGUUACUUACAUAGGAAAUCAACCAAAGACUAUCAAAUGAUAAUACAGGUAAGGAAGCCUGAAACAACGUGUAUAAUUUCUUAUAGUGGAACAAUAAAAACGAAUCAAUGAGGACAAAUCCACCUGGGGUUUAGUGCGCAAGAAAAACAAAAAGACCCAAGAUUAAACAGGGAAUUGACAUGA